Molecule: messenger RNA, 1964 nt
Organism: Raphanus sativus (radish)
Lineage: Eukaryota; Viridiplantae; Streptophyta; Magnoliopsida; Brassicales; Brassicaceae
Product: galacturonosyltransferase 8
Exons: 2
Coding region: 128-1834 (568 amino acids)
Molecular function (GO): polygalacturonate 4-alpha-galacturonosyltransferase activity
Source: RefSeq, a predicted model, not a curated record
AAGAUUUAAAAAGUUAUGAAAAUGGUUACCGACAUUUUGUUUUCCAUUAAGACAAUCAUUUCAGAUGUUCAGAGAGACUCCAUUAAUAGCUACUAUAAUUGAAUGAAACUCUACUGAUCCUGCAAAAAUGGCUACUCACCACCGACUUCUACGCGGCGGCGGCGGAUCACCGUCGAUUAGCGUCUCCGGUGUCAGAUUCAGACUCACAGCUUUGGCUGCUGCCACUAUCGCACUUUCCUUCUUCACUCUCUCGUUUCUCUUCACUUCCGAGUCACCUCAUCUCCAUCUCCCCGUAACUUCUCAAUCCCUCAGACACUCGAAUGGAAGAGUCGGAUCCAUCAGAAGAUCCAUGUUGGAUACCAAAUCGGAUCCACUCAGGCCACGCCUCCUCCAGAUCCGGAAACAAGCUGACGACCACCGGUCGUUAGCACUAGCCUACGCCUCUUACGCGAGGAAGCUCAAGCUCGAGAAUUCGAAACUCGUGAGGAUCUUCGCUGAUCUCUCGAGAAACUACACGGAUCUCAUCAACAAGCCAACGUACCGAGCUCUCUACGAUUCCGACGGAUCCUCCUCGAUCGAGGAAUCGACGCUGAGACAGUUCGAGAAAGAAGUUAAAGAACGGAUCAAGAUGACUCGCCAAGUGAUCGCUGAAGCCAAAGAGUCGUUCGAUAACCAGCUCAAGAUCCAGAAGCUCAAGGAUACGAUCUUCGCCGUUAACGAGCAGCUGACGAACGCUAAGAAGCAAGGAGCGUUCUCGAGCUUGAUCGCCGCGAAAUCGAUUCCGAAAGGGUUGCAUUGUCUCGCGAUGAGGUUGAUGGAAGAGAGGAUCGCUCAUCCGGGGAAGUACACCGAUGAAGGAGGGAGAGCUAGAGCGGCGGAGUUAGAGGAUCCGAGUCUUUACCAUUACGCUAUCUUUUCGGAUAACGUGAUCGCAGCUUCGGUGGUGGUGAACUCUGCUGUGAAGAAUGCCAAGGAGCCGUGGAAGCACGUCUUCCACGUCGUGACGGAUAAGAUGAAUCUCGGGGCGAUGCAGGUGAUGUUUAAGCUCAAGGAGUAUAAAGGAGCUCACGUGGAAGUGAAAGCUGUUGAGGACUAUACGUUUUUGAACUCUUCGUAUGUGCCUGUGUUGAAGCAGCUGGAGUCUGCGAAUCUUCAGAAGUUCUAUUUCGAGAAUAAGCUUGAGAAUGCGACAAAAGAUACGACUAAUAUGAAGUUUAGGAACCCCAAGUAUUUGUCUAUAUUGAAUCACUUGAGAUUCUAUUUGCCUGAGAUGUACCCGAAGCUGCAUAGGAUACUGUUUCUGGACGAUGAUGUGGUUGUGCAGAAGGAUUUGACGGGGCUUUGGGAGAUUGAUAUGGACGGGAAAGUGAAUGGAGCUGUGGAGACUUGUUUUGGUUCGUUUCAUCGGUAUGCUCAGUAUAUGAACUUCUCGCAUCCUUUGAUCAAAGAGAAGUUUAAUCCGAAAGCGUGCGCGUGGGCUUAUGGAAUGAACUUCUUUGAUCUUGAUGCUUGGAGAAGAGAGAAGUGCACAGAAGAAUAUCACUACUGGCAAAAUCUGAAUGAGAACAGGACUCUGUGGAAACUUGGAACGUUGCCACCGGGACUGAUCACGUUUUACUCGACCACAAAACCGCUGGACAAAACAUGGCAUGUGCUUGGGCUGGGUUACAAUCCGAGUAUUAGCAUGGACGAGAUCCGUAACGCUGCGGUGGUACACUUCAACGGUAAUAUGAAACCGUGGCUAGACAUUGCUAUGAACCAGUUCCGACCGCUUUGGACCAAGCACGUCGACUACGACUUGGAGUUUGUUCAGGCUUGCAAUUUCGGCCUCUGAACUAUGAAUUAUUUUCUUUAUCAACAGAAUCUUAUCUUGUUAUUUCAGCUAUUUGAGGUUCUAACCUUAGUUUUUAUGUGUUAUUAUCAUAUAUUUUGGGGAAUUAGAAUAAUGGAUUUUGUUCAUAGCU